GUCAAACUGGCUGAAAGUCGGGGGUUUGUUCUUGCACAUCAAUUGAUUUCAAUACCAAACUACGUAUACAUAAAGAUUCCGAACAACAACAGUCGAGAACAAGUGUAGAAUCAUUCUUUUUUGUGAAAUAUCUUACUCAACAAUUCCACUCCUGUAACGAAAAUGCCCUCCAUUAAAGAACUUAUCGGCAUUGCGGUCCUUGCUAGUACUUGUUUCGCCUCUACAUUUACUCGGCACUCAGCAGGUGGAAGUCGUGGUUCUCACCUUUCCACCUCAUCUCUUUCUGGCGCCGUUGACGUUGCCGGCAGUGGCAAUAUUUUAUCGUCCAGCAACUGGGCUGGUGCUGUACUUCAGUCGACUGGUGUUACCGGCGUAGCCGGAACGUUCACAGUACCCACCCCGAAAAUUCCCUCUGGAGGCGAUUCCACAACUUCAUACUGCGGUUGUGCUUGGGUUGGAGUUGAUGGUGAACUUGAUGUUUGCCCCAAUGGCGGCCUCAUUCAGGCUGGAGCUACAUGGUGCAUCCGGGGAGGUACUCCCUCGUUUUACGCAUGGUUCGAGUGGUGGCCUGCUCAGCUAAUGAUGAUCUUUGAUAACUUCAGUGUCAAUGCUGGCGAUGAGAUCCAAGUUGCUGUGACCGCAACGAGCACCACCACUGGAAACACGGUACUAGAAAAUUUGACCCAAGGGACCAGCAUUAGCCAUACCUGGAACACAGAGUCACCAGCCCUCUGCAAGUUGACUGCUGAGUGGAUUGUCGAGGAUUUCACCGACUACUACAGCAAUGGCUCAAUUUCUCCCGCCCCAUUUGCCAACUAUGGCAGCGUCACUUUCACCAAUAAUAGCGCCACCGUUAAUGGUGCGAGUGUUGAUGUUUCAGGCGCCCAGCCUGCAAACAUGGUUGUAAACGGAAAAACAGUCAGCCAGUCUACUAUUUCCAAUGGCAAAGUCACUGUGACCUAUCAGGGUUAAGCAUCAAUCUUCUUCAUACUAGGAUUAUAAAAAAACAAGUGCCUGCGACAGUUUCUUAGUCUAUUUGAAGCAACUUGAUGGACAUAUUUGUUACAUAUGUAUAUAAAUUAAGUUCUAAAAUAUUGUAUUCAGAAUGAAAACUAUCAUCCUAC
Talaromyces proteolyticus is the source of this 1124-nucleotide messenger RNA. Its product is annotated as putative aspergillopepsin-2 precursor. The record is from RefSeq and is a predicted model, not a curated record. The coding region runs from base 163 to 972 and encodes 269 amino acids. The transcript has a single exon. Gene Ontology annotation, molecular function: glutamic-type endopeptidase activity. NCBI's taxonomy places the organism in Eukaryota, Fungi, Ascomycota, Eurotiomycetes, Eurotiales, Trichocomaceae. Gene Ontology annotation, biological process: proteolysis.